AUGAUAAAUUAUCAAGCUAGAUCUCCUUCCUACAGCAGUACCAGUGAUUCUGAUGAAGAAGAAAUAACAGAAGAAGGAUUAAGAGCCAUCAGAAGUAAUGCCACUCAUCCAUUAAUCCAAAAGAAAGCUAGUGAUUUAAGUACUUCAAUUCAAUUAAUCACAAGUGAUAAUGAUUCAUUAAUAAAUGAAGAAGAUGAAGAAGAAGAUAGUUCCAAUCCUUUCAUAGAUACCAAACUUUCCGAUUAUUAUAGUCGAGUAUAUGAAACAUCUCAAUAUGAAUGUCGUCAUUUAUUCGAUCCUAAUUUUAAUUGGUCAAAACAUCAAGAUAAAAUCAUUGUUCAUAAAUUAGAUAAAGUUAUAGCGUUGUUUGCUUGUCUUAUGUUUACUGGUUUACAAUUAGAUAGAGGGAAUUUACCUCAAGCUAUUUCCGAUAAUAUGUUGGAAGAUUUGAAUUUAACUACCAAUGAUUAUAAUAGAGGUAAUACUAUUUUCCUUAUAUGUUUCUUAUUGGGGGAAAUUCCUUCAUCAAUAUUAUCAAAAUGGAUUGGAGCUGAUAGAUUCAUACCUUUCCAAAUGAUUACUUGGUCAAUAGUUGCAUCAUGUCAAUGUUUUCUUCAAGGUAAAUAUUCCUUCUUUUUAGCCAGAGCUUUAACAGCCGUUUUAGAAAGUGGUUUAAUUGCCGAAUUAGUAUUAUUUUUAUCAACUUAUUAUAAAGCCAAGGAAUUACCCAUUAGAUUAUCUUGGUUAUGGGUAACAUCAACCAUGGUUCAAGUUUGUGGGGCUGUAAUGGCCAUGGGUAUUUUAAGAUUAAGAGGAUUUUUAGGAUGGGAAGGUUGGAGAUGGUUAUUUCUUAUUGAAGGAUUAAUUACUUUAGUGAUUGGGGUAGGAGCCAUUUAUAUGUUAAUCCCAUCACCCAUUGAAUUAGUCGAUAGAGGAUGGUUUACCGAACAUGAAGUUAAAAUCAUUGUUAAUAGAGUUUUAAGAGAUGAUCCAACUAAAGGUGAUACUAACAAUAGAAGUGGAGUAACUUUAAAACAAUUAGUCAGGGUAUUUUUAGAUUAUGAUUUAUGGCCUAUUUAUCUUGUGGGUCUUAUUGCAUAUAUCCCUGCUAGUUCAAUUGGAACUUAUAUUCCAAUCAUUUAUAGAGGAGCAGGAUUAACUACUUUCCAAACCAAUCUAUUAUUAAUCCCUCAUUAUAUCUUGCAUAUCACAUUUUUAUUACAAAUCACUAAACUUUCAGAACGAUUCAAUCAAAGAGCUUUAGUGGCCAUAAUCUUACCUAUUUAUUCCAUUCCGUUAUUAUUCAUUUUCAAAUAUAAUCGUGAUCGUUUAACCACAACUGGUUUGUGGUUAUUAUCAUCAUUAAUCGCUGGUGCCCCAUAUAUCCAUGCUAUUUGUGUUAGUUGGGUUUCAAGAAAUUCCGGUAGUAUUAAAACAAGAUCAGUUAGUGCUGCAGUAUAUAAUUUAAUCGUUCAAGCUGGUGGAAUCAUUUCAGCUAAUAUUUAUAGAGAUGAUGAUAAACCAUUAUAUCAUAGAGGUAAUACUCAUAUCUUAUUGUUUGGAAUUGCAUUACUUCCAUUAUUAUUAUCGAUUAAGGCUUAUUAUACAUGGAGAAAUAAUUCCAAAAGUAAAGUUUGGAAUUCAAUGACAGAAGAUGAACAAUAUCAAUACGUUCAUAAUACCCCUGAUGAAGGUAAUAAAAGAUUAGAUUUUAGAUUCGAUAGUUAG
This is a messenger RNA of Scheffersomyces coipomensis, 1728 nucleotides long. Its product is annotated as allantoate permease. The transcript has a single exon. Gene Ontology annotation, molecular function: transmembrane transporter activity. Gene Ontology annotation, biological process: transmembrane transport. Bases 1 to 1728 code for a protein of 575 amino acids. NCBI's taxonomy places the organism in Eukaryota, Fungi, Ascomycota, Pichiomycetes, Serinales, Debaryomycetaceae. Gene Ontology annotation, cellular component: membrane. The record is from RefSeq and is a predicted model, not a curated record.